Molecule: messenger RNA, 2738 nt
Organism: Papilio xuthus (Asian swallowtail)
Lineage: Eukaryota; Metazoa; Arthropoda; Insecta; Lepidoptera; Papilionidae
Product: mitochondrial intermediate peptidase
Exons: 12
Coding region: 185-2278 (697 amino acids)
Biological process (GO): peptide metabolic process
Cellular component (GO): mitochondrion
Molecular function (GO): metalloendopeptidase activity
Source: RefSeq, a predicted model, not a curated record
UUACAAUCUUAUCAAAUAAUACUUAAAUAUGUCAUACAAUAUCACUGAAAUGCGAAUGCAGUAGGUUUUUACAAUAUUUUAUAUGAAAAAGUUCCUAUAAUUUUUCUAAUUGUAACCGAUUUAAAGUUUGAUUAUAGCCAGCAUUCAAGUAUCCAACAAUAGCACUUGAUUAAUAUAUGUGGCCAUGAAGCUGUUUAAGCCAAUAUCAGUGCUGCGAUAUGGUCGAAAACGUAGGGUGUCACGAGGAGUCAGCACCUGGUCCCCGCUGGCCACUGCCUUCAACACAAGACCUAACUCUCAGCCUGUAUUUGAUACAUUGAGGGAAAGAACAGGACUUUUUAACAAACCAGAACUGACAAGUUUUGAAGGCUUCUACACUUUGAAGGAUCAGGCUAUUGCAGCAACGGAUAGAUUGAUAGAGGAAGCAAUAUCUGGUCCUACGAGGCCUAUGGUGGAAGUGUUUGAUGAGCUCUCAGAUACAUUGUGCAAAGUAGCAGAUUUAGCCGAAUUUGUUAGGAUUGCUCAUCCGCAACCACACUUUGCGAGUGCUGCUGAAGAUGCAUGUAUCAGUAUCAGUGGAGUUGUGGAAAAAUUAAACACGCACAAAGGUUUAUAUGAAGCGUUGCGUGAUUCAGUCAGACGGGGAACAUCCGGUGACAAGCAUUUAGCAGAAUUGUUUUUAUUUGACUUUGAGCAGAGUGGCAUACAGCUGGAGGAUGAGCCUCGCAAACGAGUGGUGGCGCUCAAUGACCUCAUACUGCAGACGGGCCAGCGCUUCAUGGCUGGAGCUGCAAAACCACGACGUGUACCCAGAUCUGCUGUGCCGCAGAAUGUCAGGCAGUUUUUCAGUAGCGAGGGUGACAACGUGAUAGUGAGCGGUGUGUACGCAGAGUGCGGUGAGGCGGCGGCGCGCGAGGCUGCUUACCGCCUGUACCUUGCGCCCGAGCCUGGGCAGGACCGCUUGUUGCACACAACACUGACUGCCAGACAUGAGAUGGCCACCAUAUGCGGUUUCCAGAGCUACGCGGACAGAGCAAUUAAAGCAAGUAUAAUGGAAAACGCAGCAUAUGUCCGUGAAUUCCUCGACAUACUGUCCGACAAUCUAUAUGACAGAGCAAAGAUGGAUUUUGAUACAAUGUUAAAGAUGAAAAAGAAGGAAACUCCAUACCAAGACUCUCUGAUGUGCUGGGACACGCCGUACUACACUCAUAAGGCGAAGACACAACUCCUCAAUGUAGCAAAUUCAGAUUUCAGUCCAUAUUUCUCGCUCGGUGGAUGUAUGGAAGGAUUGAAUAUGCUCUGUCAAGAAUUGUAUGGAAUUACAUUGAAAUCUGAAGAAAUGCUGCCGGGUGAAUCCUGGUCUCCGGAUGUGUACAAGCUGGCUGUGGUGCACGAGGAUGAGGGUCUGCUGGGGCACAUAUACUGCGACCUGUAUGAGAGGCCCGGCAAGCCGCACCAGGACUGCCACUUCACCAUACAGGGUGGCAAGCUGCUGCCAGACGGCACUUACCAGAACCCAAUAGUGGUGAUAAUGUUAUCUCUGAGUGGCGGACACCGGUGCGGGCCGGCGCUGCUGAGUGCGGGCGCGGUGGACAACCUGUUCCACGAGGCGGGGCACGCGCUGCACUCCAUGCUGGGCCGCGCGCCGCACCAGCACGUCGCCGGCACGCGCUGCGCCACGGACCUCGCCGAGCUGCCUAGCGUACUACUGGAACACUUCGCAUCUGAUCCGCAGGUGGUGCGGCGUUUCGCCCGACACUUCCAGACGCGAGAGGCCAUGCCCGAGGACAUGCUGCAGCGACUUUGCGCUUCCAAACAUCUCUUCGGAGCCAGCGAGAUGCAGCUGCAGGUAUUCUACUCAGCACUAGACCAGAAGUACCACGGCCCGGAGGCGGUGCUCGGCCGCUCCACCACAGACGUGCUCAAACAAGUACAGAAACAGUACUACGGCCUGCCUUAUGUUGAAAACACGGCAUGGCAGCAUCGCUUCAGUCACCUGGUAGGGUACGGGGCGAAGUACUACUCGUACCUGAUCUCCCGCGCGGCGGCCUGGGGCGCCUGGAGCGGACAGUUCGCGACACAACCACUCAACAGACAAGCUGGAGAUGCCUUCCGGCACGGCGUGCUGCGACAUGGCGGGGCGAAGCCUCCACAGAAACUUCUACGAGACUACUUGGGUAUGGAGAUCACACCGAAAGCGCUCGCCACCGCAUUGACAGAUGAACUGGACUAUCAUAAAGACAACUUGGACAGGGUGUUCAGAAUUUCUGACAAAUAAAUAUCCCAACAAUAAUAAUGGAAUAGUCUAAUGGAAUUAAAACAUACUGUAUAUAGGUUUUACAGAUUGUCCCGUUGUAUUUAAUGUACAGUUAACGAGUCUCAUGUUUCAUUAAAUUUUAGUUUAUUAGAAUUUAUAUUUAGUCCAAUUGUAUUAGCUCGUUUUUUUUUAAUAUUUACAUUAUUUUUAAACUCGCACUAGUGUAGUCUUUUAUAACGAUUUUGUUUGAGCAAAGUAAUAAAAUGCAUAAUAUUAGAUUAUCAAAACUUUACUGAUGCUCAAAUAUUAUACAAGACAUAAUUGUUACAAUAACUUUGGACUUAGGAAGAUGGAAUUAACGGGUUUCCAUUGUCAUAACACCUGUUGUAAAAUUGCUGUAUACCAACAAAACGAUAUUUUUAAACAAGUGUUGCGACAAUGGAAACAUCAAAAAUUAUUAAGGUACAAUUAAUUAUUUCAG